Molecule: messenger RNA, 3275 nt
Organism: Toxoplasma gondii ME49
Lineage: Eukaryota; Apicomplexa; Conoidasida; Eucoccidiorida; Sarcocystidae
Product: zinc finger (CCCH type) motif-containing protein
Exons: 4
Coding region: 39-2801 (920 amino acids)
Molecular function (GO): mRNA binding; metal ion binding
Source: RefSeq, a predicted model, not a curated record
GGCAUUUCGAAUUUGAAGUGCAUUCGCCUUCAGUGGAAAUGGAGGGUGCGGCGGGUACCCCGUGCAUCGAUGGGUCGGAAGAAGUCUCUGAGAAGGAAUGGGAAGAUGAUGAAACCGGACGUCAUUCCAGUGGAACUGGAACCUGCUUCACAACCAGCAGCCACACUGGAGGAAACGGGGCGAGAGCUGACGAGGCACUUGACGGUCGAGUUGACAUGGGAUGCAGGGAACUCAAACGGCGACCUCGAUUGAAAAGAAUGAAACUGCAGUUCUACAAAACCAAAAUGUGCCCGUGGAUGGCGCAGGGUAGAUGUCUACGCGGGUUGAGUUGCCAGUACGCACAUUCGGAAUGCGAGUUGAGUCCGCUGCCGAACCUGUUGAAGACCCGCAUGUGCGAAAUGCUCACGCUUACGGGAAGCUGCCCACGACUUGCAAGCGAAUGCAAGUUUGCCCACACAGCCGAAGAACUUCGAUCUACUGAAUUUUUCGCUCGGAGCAAGAUGUGUCCACUGUUCCUUUCCGGCCGGUGCACGGCGAAUGAGAAGUGCCGGUAUGCUCAUAGUGCGCAGGAGUUACGGAAGGCAUCUGUGGCGUCGGCGCUGUUCUUGCAGAAGCACCCCUCCCGGCAACUUCAGACAAAUACGGGCGUUGUUGGGAAGGGAAUGGGAAAUCUGGUGUGCGUUACCGGCACGCACGACACGAUGCUGGUGAAGAAAAAAGAAGAAAAUGUCAGUGAGUCGGGGGUCAGCGUACCUCCGAGCAGCUCGACGUCAGCAAGAGACUUUUUGUCGGGAGACGCACAUCCGAAGCUGACACUUCGAUAUUCGUCCGGUAAACAAGAGAUACCACCGCCACGUUUUUCUCGCCGGCCAUACAAUGGUGUGCCGCUGCAGCGGCGUCUCAUGCCCUCGGUGUUUCUGUGUGCGUCUUCGGGUGGGGAUUCCUUGCGACGGCUUUCGUGCUCAGAGCUCGGUGGCGGUUCUCAAUCGCUGCCUGCAAGUCCCAAAGAGUGCGCCACUCAGGGUACGCCGGGAUCGAUGUCCGGAGGUGGAGGACAAGUUCACGGAGUCGCUCGUUUCUAUCCCGUCCCGCAACCGCCCCCGCCUGAGCUCCGGGUUGCGUUGUUUCAGACGGCGACUGGAUCCGGUUCUUCCCCAUCGAAGAAGUGUGACCAGAAGCCACAGGUGAAUUCGGGGGUUCACAGCCAAGAAGACGGAGCGCGUUCGCAUAUUGGAGAUCGUCUGCCCAAGUAUCAGGACCGAAGGGGGCGCAAAGGGUCCGUAUGGUCUCUGUCAGGUAGAGGUACAUCUUGCAGUAGUUCGCGAACAAGUGUCUCGUCAUUGGGUUUAUCCAAAGAAGGUUUCAGAAGCCAGAUGGAGACCUUGGCGCCGCAUGCGGAAGGUCACGGAUACCAGCGACGCACGUGGGACAGGCAAGACGGACCAUCGAAGAUCUCGGAAGUGGCGAUGCCUGUAAGAAGCGAGGGGUCGUUCAGUGAAACGAGCGCAGACACUGCUGGCUCGGAGCUGCAGUCGGACAUGACAGUGGAUGCCCUGGGAACAAAGAACGGAAGUGCAGGUUCGCAGGCAGGAAGCGACGAGAGGCAGGAGGAGCAGGCGCCUUCGCCUGCGUCGAGCUGGGCAACCAGGUUACCAGCCUCAGAGGGACGGAACUUCGAAUCUACAGACCUUCUGGCAUGUGCGUCGCAUACAACCGGACUAAAAAGCGAAAUGCCUCGGAGCGAAGGGGAGGCCCUUCCAGGGUCGACGAAAUCGAACCAGGAGCAGGAUUCAGCUAGCAGUCGGCAGGAAGACGAGCGAGCGCACCAAACAGCCCUUGCGGAUGGGGUGACAUCGCAACGGCAGUGGCGUUCUUUCAGUGCUCGCAGUCGGAAUAGGGGUGCCAGUACGCCAUCCUCGCAACUUCCAUGGCUGGCGCAAGAAAAGUCUCGACGACCUCAUGGGUUGAAUAGCGAAGGACGUGCUCCCGUGGCGCCGAUUCGACGACCAGCGCAGGGCGAACACACAGGUCCCUGUAGACCUACAGCAGGUUUCCCCACCCAUGGGACGAAACGGAAUUCGAGCAGUUCGCGCAUUGCAGCCGGCGCCAAUGCACAGAACAACGUGCGGCAGCUUCAUCAACGCUCCGUUCUCAGCGCUUUCGUGCGGCCGGUCUUCUCGAGCCUCGCCGAGCUUCCAGCGCGGCAGGGGCCGGCUUGGAACUUCGUCCACACCGGAGGGUAUGCAGCGGCUUCCACACCCACCACGUGGCCGUUUUCAUACGAGGGCAUUCCGAGCACGCAGCUUUAUCCGUGCGAACAGAGCGUGCCGUCUUUCCCGUAUGUGCCUGACAGCCGGCUGGCGUCUCCGGACUCGUGCAUGUCUCGGACAAGUUUCAGCCCACAAAGCAGCGGCAGCACAGUUGCCACGCCGCACGGAAUGCCGUCAGCACCGUACCCCUCUGCGGGUGGAUCUCUUUUGAUGACAUGUCAAAACCGCGUGGGCAAUGGCGAGGUGGCGGAGCAACGGCUGGCACAACCAUCUGUGCAGACAGAGUCCACUUUACGCCCAGCAAGUCGAGUGAUACUCUACGGCUCUCCAGUAGACCAAGCUGCAUGCUACGCGGGAAACUGUGGAGUGGAAGCAGCGUUCAGCGCCGAGAUCGACAGGCAACGGCAGCUGCUGUUUUUGCCCCAAUCGACUCUCGGGCAGUCAAUGCAGCCUUUGCAUCCAGAAGUACUUCUUCCGAAGCUGUCAGCAGAGGUUCUGAAGGCCUCAGAACCCGAUCGGUACGAAGACUAGCAAGCUAGGGAACGGCCGCGGCGGCUAGGAGCCGGCCAUACACCCAGGAGCUGCUUCUGAAACUUUAGGGACCUUAGAUCCUUGGCAUGUCUGUCACGUUGGUGACACGACAGUGUGUAUUUGAUGCGCUCGGGACUGAACCACGAAGCGCAUGCAAUCUGAUGUGUUGAGAGGUGCUAUGAGAAAGCGUCGAAACCCGUGAAACAGGAAACGUGGAAAAGGUAUGCGCCCUUUGGCGAUGUUGCCGAAAUCCGAUUUUUUACGUUGCGCCCACUCGGGUUUGCAAUCCUGCAGGCCAGGGGAACCGUGAAUGCUUCGUACAAGCGAUCUGGAUACCCUGAAACACGAAGAAUAAAGUUGGAGUGAUGUGUUAUGAAUCGUACAAACUGUGACUGCCUUAGGAUCGUAAUGACUGUGUUCCACCUCAUGCGUCAGGGCCCACCGACUGAGACCGUCUGACAACCGUUCCUACGC